AUGGCUGCAGGGGCCAAUCAGUUGGGAGACUAUUCCGGCAUCGGUCAUGAUCCAUUGGCAGCGGGUGAAACUGCACAGGAGACCGUGCGCGAUGCCCUCCCCUCAGAAGAUGAGGUGAGGUCAACGUCCUCAGAUGACAGUUCAGAAUCGGCUAGCUCAGAUGCCGAGCCUGCGGCGGAAGUGGAAGAUGCAAUGCCCUCAGUCUCUGCAGAUAUUCCCGGGCCUUGUUGGAUGAACAAGAAGAGCAAAACCGUGCACAAAGUUGGCAUGGCAGAUGAUACCACAUUUUGUGGUAGGUGCACCAUGUGCUACCGAGCAGAUUUGAUUUGCUCGCGGGAUGCAAUGGCGAGCCAUCUUAAAGAGAUGGCAGAUCGCAAGAAGCGCUGA
Molecule: messenger RNA, 387 nt
Organism: Cladocopium goreaui
Lineage: Eukaryota; Dinophyceae; Suessiales; Symbiodiniaceae
Source: the annotation of a GenBank genome assembly